Molecule: messenger RNA, 2797 nt
Organism: Sesamum indicum (sesame)
Lineage: Eukaryota; Viridiplantae; Streptophyta; Magnoliopsida; Lamiales; Pedaliaceae
Product: adagio protein 1
Biological process (GO): circadian rhythm; response to blue light
Cellular component (GO): nucleus; SCF ubiquitin ligase complex; cytosol
Molecular function (GO): protein binding
Source: RefSeq, a predicted model, not a curated record
ACAAAAGCCAGCUGUAGCAUUAUCUCCCUCGUAUCUCCAUUUGCCUAACCCAAAACUAGUACUACUACAACUUCGCACACACUUCUCGCAGAUCUUUUCUACCUCAAGCUGCUCUGUUGCUCGCCGUAGUUUCUCUCUCUAGAUUACUAAUCUAUAUCUUUCUUGCUAAAACCCAAUAUCUCCUCCAACCCAUUUUUGCAAGCGCAGUGAGGCUUCCCCAAAUUCUUGAACCCUAAAACCCAUCUAAAGCCCAGUUGGUGGUUUUGUGGUGUUUUUUUGGUUUUUGUUUGGUUGUUAUCUGUUCGGUCAGAGUUAGUAUGGGGUGAUUGGAGAAGGUGUCGUGUGAUUGGGUGAGGUGUGAUGGAGUGGGAUAGUAACUCGGAGUCUGAUCUCAGCGGUGAUGAGGAGGAGGAGGAGGAGGUGGAAGAGGAGAGUGGAGAAGGGUUAGGGUUUAUGUUGAGGAAGAGAGGCGGAGGUGGGCUGCCGUUUCCUGUGGAUAGGCUUCUGCAACCCUCGCCUUGUGGGUUUGUUGUGACGGAUGCUUUGGAGCCUGACAAUCCCCUUAUUUACGUUAAUUCGGUAUUUGAGAUGGUUACCGGGUACCGCGCUGAGGAGGUUCUAGGUCGUAACUGCCGCUUCUUGCAAUGCAGGGGCCCAUUUGCCAAAAGAAGACAUCCUCUUGUGAACCCCACAGUGGUUGCUGAAAUUAGAAGAUGUCUUGAGGAAGGGAUUGAAUUUGAAGGAGAAUUGUUAAAUUUUAGAAAAGAUGGAUCUCCACUGAUGAAUAGGCUUCGCAUGACCCCGAUAUACGGUGAUGAUGAAACAAUAACACAUAUAAUUGGCAUACAGGUCUUUACUGAAGUAACUCUUGACCUGGGCCCACUUCCAGGAUCAUUGGCCAAGGAACCUGCAAGAGCAUCUGAUAGGUUUAGAUUUAAUAUUUCUCUUUCUGGAGUGGUUUCAGAUGGGAGUCGGAAUAUCGGCCGUGGGGUUUGUGGAAUAAUGCAGUUAAGUGAUGAAGUACUUGCUCUGAAGAUCCUUUCACGAUUGACUCCAAGGGAUAUUGCUUCUGUUGGCUCUGUUUGUCGGAGGCUAUAUGAACUAACAAAGAACGAAGAUCUUUGGCGAAUGGUCUGCCAGAAUGCAUGGGGUAGUGAAACAACUAGAGUGCUAGAGACUGUGCCCGGUGCUAAAAGGUUGGGAUGGGGUAGAUUGGCAAGGGAACUAACCACUCUUGAAGCAGCAGCGUGGAGAAAACUCACUGUUGGAGGUGCAGUUGAACCGUCUCGUUGCAACUUUAGUGCUUGUGCUGUUGGCAACCGUGUGGUUCUUUUUGGUGGAGAGGGUGUUAACAUGCAACCCAUGAACGAUACAUUCGUGUUGGACCUGAACUCCACAAAUCCAGAAUGGCAACAUGUCAAAGUGAGCUCUCCACCUCCUGGGCGCUGGGGCCACACACUUUCUUGUGUGAAUGGUUCUAAUCUUGUCCUGUUUGGCGGUUGUGGAAGGCAAGGGUUACUUAAUGAUGUCUUUGUGUUGGACUUGGAUGCCAAACAUCCUACUUGGCGUGAAAUCUCUAGCUUGGCUCCACCACUUCCUCGAUCUUGGCAUAGCUCCUGUACCCUUGAUGGGACUAAGCUAAUAGUCUCUGGUGGUUGUGCAGAUUCUGGAGUGCUUUUGAGUGAUACCUUCUUGCUUGAUCUGUCGAUGGAGAAACCUGUAUGGCGGGAGAUACCUGUAGCAUGGACUCCACCUUCACGUUUGGGCCACACUUUGUCUGUUUAUGGUGGACGGAAAAUCUUGAUGUUUGGAGGUCUUGCCAAGAGUGGUCCUCUACGGUUUCGAUCAAGUGAUGUGUUCACUAUGGAUUUGAGCGAGGAAGAGCCAGGUUGGAGAUGUGUUACAGGGAGUGGGAUGCCCGGUGCUGGAAAUCCUGGAGGCAUAGCACCUCCUCCUCGGCUAGAUCAUGUGGCAGUGAGUCUUCCUGGUGGUAGAAUCCUUGUUUUUGGUGGUUCUGUGGCUGGUCUUCACUCUGCUUCCCAGCUUUACAUUCUUGAUCCAACUGAAGAGAAGCCAACAUGGAGGAUUCUGAAUGUACCUGGGCGGCCUCCUAGAUUUGCAUGGGGUCAUAGCACAUGCGUUGUUGGAGGGACCAGAGCUAUAGUUCUUGGAGGUCAAACUGGGGAGGAGUGGAUGCUGAGUGAGCUUCAUGAGCUAUCGCUAGCAAGCUCCGUCAUAUAAUGACGAGUAACACGAAAUUUGUCAGGCUACUUCACAGAAAAAAAAUUCUUUUUGGUUUCAAGAACGUGAUACCUGUUCUAAGCAACCAGUUUGUAGAGAUUAUUUCUGCAUUUUGGAAAUGCUUGACCGUGCUGUUCUUGAAUUUGUUUCUUGUAAUGCUCCUUGGAGCAUUUGAGCUAAUGCCUGCUCUCAGUUUAAUUUUGUGAGUUUUGUAUGAAAUUUCCGAGAAAAUGCUGCCCGUUGUUAGUUCUCUCUAGGCUGCUAGUACUCGGUAGAAACAUAGGGCAUAAUAUAUUUAGUUUUAGCUUACUCAUGUAUAUGGUGUUGUGCUUCAGGUUCUGUAAGAUGAAGCUUGAGAGGAACACAGCAACAAGAUAGAAGGAAAAAUAUAUUGGGGUGUAUGUAUGAUUUAUGUUUGUGGUUUUUUCUUUAUAUGUCAAUAAUUCAUCCGACCUGUCAGACUGUUGCUUAUUCUGCACUUCUAUGGUUUGGCCGCUGUUACUGGUUGUGUCCAUGAUCAUAUUUUCUUGUUCUACUUGUUGAUUCAGUUGUUGUU